AGUGCGCCCCCUGCUGCGCCACCGGUUGAACUGCGGCGGGCUUCCUCUGACUGAGGCUGGAAGCUGCGCGGAAGAGUCGUGGCUCAUCUGCGUCAACAUGGCUGAUGAAACAGCGAAAGCGCAGACCGCCAAGCCCGGCGGGGACACGAUAUUUGGAAAAAUUAUACGCAAAGAGAUUCCUACUACCUUAAUCUUUGAGGAUGAUCAGUGUGUAGCCUUCAACGAUAUCUCACCUCAGGCUCCCACUCACAUCCUGGUUGUCCCAAAAAAGCCAAUUGUUCAGCUGUCUCAAGCUGAGGAUGCUGAUGCUGCGUUGUUGGGCCACAUGCUGAUUGUUGCAAGGAAGUGUGCUAAAGACGCCGGCCUGUCUAAAGGCUACAGGAUCGUCAUCAAUGAUGGACCGGACGGAGGCCAGUCGGUGUACCAUGUACACAUCCACAUCCUCGGUGGGCGCAGCAUGGCAUGGCCCCCUGGCUAACCUCCGGGUUCCAGUGCACACCACCAAUCCCAUACGUGUUCACAUCUGUUGUCUGAUAACCAGUACUGUUAAAUCUGGUGGAGCAAAAAUAUAUCUGUGGAAAUAAAAGGCACAUCACAGCACCA
Molecule: messenger RNA, 603 nt
Organism: Archocentrus centrarchus (flier cichlid)
Lineage: Eukaryota; Metazoa; Chordata; Actinopteri; Cichliformes; Cichlidae
Gene: hint1
Product: histidine triad nucleotide binding protein 1
Exons: 3
Coding region: 98-478 (126 amino acids)
Molecular function (GO): catalytic activity
Source: RefSeq, a predicted model, not a curated record